AUGGCGCGCUCUCGCACUGUGUUGGCGCCCCUUGUGGCCCUUGCCUGUGUGGCGGCGCUGUUCAACAGCUACAGCUUCGUGGCCCCGCGACAGGCCAGCAUCCCUGCCGCUGCCAUCACGGCGGCGGUCGUCCCUGCCGCAGCUCAGGCGGCCGUGGACAUGCCAGAGAUGGACAUGGGCUCCAGCCUGAAUCUCUCCGCCACCGUCGAAGCCCUCAUGCUUGGCAUCGUCAUGGGCACUGUUCCCAUCACGGUCUUCGGCCUUUUCGUCUCCGCCUGGCUGCAGUUCAAGAAGGGCCCCACCCUAGGCAUCUGA
Symbiodinium natans is the source of this 315-nucleotide messenger RNA. The record is from the annotation of a GenBank genome assembly. Lineage: Eukaryota; Dinophyceae; Suessiales; Symbiodiniaceae.